Teleopsis dalmanni is the source of this 1177-nucleotide messenger RNA. RefSeq names its product proteasome inhibitor PI31 subunit-like. The transcript is spliced from 6 exons. Gene Ontology annotation, biological process: proteasome-mediated ubiquitin-dependent protein catabolic process. The record is from RefSeq and is a predicted model, not a curated record. Lineage: Eukaryota; Metazoa; Arthropoda; Insecta; Diptera; Diopsidae. The coding region runs from base 180 to 1115 and encodes 311 amino acids. Gene Ontology annotation, molecular function: proteasome binding; endopeptidase inhibitor activity.
CAAGUAUUUUGACAUAUACUAUUUUGACAUUAGUAGUGGUCACUUGCACUAGUCGAUAAGGCAGAAUACAGACAUAGUGCACUUAGCUUCAAAAUGAAUUAUAUUUCCAGUAUAUUGUCAAGAUAUUCAUACAGGAUCAAAUCAAUAGAAAUAUUCCAAUAAAUAUAAAAGGGAAAGAAAUGGCUGAAUCAAUCUCCAAUCAAACUAAUGACAGCUAUUUUUAUGGCUGGAAUUUAUUUUAUAAUAGCAUAGUCGGUAAAGUUAACAAAAAAGGAGAUGUACUUAUAGCACUGGCUCAUUUUUUAUUAACAAAAAACUUUGAUUUCCGAUGUCUUGGCAAUGGAGAUAAAAUGUCGUUUUCUAAUGAAGAAGUUGGUUCUGAAACAUUACCGAAUGAUUGGAAUCAAGAUGAGACUAAAUAUGCUUUGAGAUAUUUAGUACAUAAUAAGUUAUAUGUACUAUUGGGUGUCAUAUCUGAGGAGAGUCUAAUAAUAAAUUUAGUUGUUGCUCAGUCGAAAGUGGUUUCUAAUAUAAUGUUAGAACCAAACACAGUAGUAAAUGAUAUUAAAUUAAUCAAUAUAAAUGAAUUAAUUCCAACGGCAACUUUUAUAUGCAAUCGCUAUGAGAAGGAAUUAAUUGAUCCAGUAUUCAAACCUCCUAAUAAGAAUACUACAUCUCAACAAACAAAUGAAACACCAACCAGUACAAAUAAUAGUCAACCUAACAAUUCUCAAAUCAAUACUACUGAUAGAAGAAGUAUUCAACCAGUUCAUAAUCCCCCAAUUUUAAGAAAUGUCGGUUCGCGUUACCCAUUUAAUCCGCUAGGGGUUGGACGGGGAGAUUUGGAUCCGCUUGCACGUGGGGGUCCUGGUAGUAUUAUGCCAUUGCCUUUCCGUCCAGUACAAGGUCCACGUUUCGAUCCAGUUAACCCUGUUGUUCCAGAUGUAAGGCCAUUUCCUCCUAAUCCCAACACAAAUCCUAACCAAAAUCCAAAUCCUGACUUAUUUGUACCGCCUGGUUCGAAUAACAAUCCAAAUCCCGACUUAUUUCCACCUCCUGGUUCGAAUAACAAUAGACGUCCAGAUAAUUUUCCACCACCUGAUUAUUAUAUGUGAUUUUUGUAUAAAAAUGCUGUAAAUAGAUUUUUUAAAUAAAAUAUUAGAUUAAUAAAUAUUAU